Messenger RNA from Helianthus annuus (common sunflower), 963 nucleotides. Its product is annotated as leucine-rich repeat extensin-like protein 1. The record is from RefSeq and is a predicted model, not a curated record. NCBI's taxonomy places the organism in Eukaryota, Viridiplantae, Streptophyta, Magnoliopsida, Asterales, Asteraceae. The transcript has a single exon. The coding region runs from base 1 to 963 and encodes 320 amino acids.
AUGGCUGGUCAAACGUUGACAAAUAAUAACUUGGCGCUGGGGGCGGGAAGCGGAACCACUCCACUAUCGUCCCCGGCCGUCACCAGGUCGUUAGAUCCAGAGUUCGAGGCGGAAGGGCCGCCACCGGGUUUUGAUAAUAUCACCACAAUCUCUUCCCAGGCCGUGGUUACAAACCCUUUCCUCUAUAUGCCCUCACAAACACCACCUGGGAGGACGGAGGGGACAGGCGGUAGCGCCUUUGCCCCAGGGACUGCUGUUUUUUCACAGACUUCACGCCUUUACUCUACUCCCGUCAUCACCUCGGCGAGUCCCAGUAUCUUAGUAUCUGAAACCAAUACUCCCCAAUACUACCAACCGUUGGUUUCUAAUCCAAUGCCACCGUUGUAUUCAGCCGCGCUUACGGCGGCGUUAUCUACCCCACCUCAUCAGUCGGUCAUCAUGCCAACCGGGGUAAUGAAUGCCCCUGUUACACCAGGAAAUCAAAUGUAUUUCCCGGGGUAUUUACCCUCAUACGGGGGAACAGCUUAUCCGCUUCAGGGAACAGCGCAAGGAAGCUCUCAAUCGCCAUACGCGGCCUACAUGCCGCCGUGGUGGAACUUUCCGACGCCACAACCAAUGUAUACCCAAGCGCCAACUGAACCUGUGCACAACAGAGAAAAUGCGGUCAGACCCCGGAUAACUCCUUUGGAAAACUCCGGUCUGGGAACAGGUCCCGCCCCGGGUGUGAACAUCCCACCUACACAGACGGUGAAUGUAGAAGAGGACGAAUUAACCAAGCCGUGCAAGCCAGUAGAUGCAACAUUCCGAUCCAAAUUCACGCGUAGGAUCGCUGAAGCCCCUAUCAAAGAAAAACCGAAGAUGCCCCAAACAGUCGGCAAGUACGAUGGCCUCACUGACCCGGACGAUCAUCUUAAUUUAUUUAAGAGCGCGGGUGAAGUGGCCUGCUGGCCCAUGCCCCUAUAG